Messenger RNA from Tetrapisispora phaffii CBS 4417, 1629 nucleotides. RefSeq lists its product as uncharacterized. NCBI's taxonomy places the organism in Eukaryota, Fungi, Ascomycota, Saccharomycetes, Saccharomycetales, Saccharomycetaceae. The record is from RefSeq and is a predicted model, not a curated record. The transcript has a single exon. Bases 1 to 1629 code for a protein of 542 amino acids. Gene Ontology annotation, molecular function: ATP binding; ATP hydrolysis activity.
AUGAGUAACAGUAAUUUUGUGGUGAAGAUUCAUGAUGCUUUGUUUAAGUCGUCUUUAGUUAGGAGUUUUAAGUUUGUUUUCGCAAAGAAAAUUGGUCAUUUAGAGAUUUUACAUGGUGAGAAGUGGGUUGUAUGGGGUCCCUCAAAGACAAAAAUGUUGAAUAUUCUUGGAAAUAAGUAUCUAUCUGUGCCUUCAUUGUCAAGAACGUAUGGAAAAAGCUUGAACGACGGGUCUGCUAAUUUGACUAUUGAACAAUUGGAAUUCAAAGGUGUCAUUCCUACAGCUCAUUUAGGCGCUAGAUAUGAAUAUUUUAAGGAUUCUUUCGAUCAAAAUUGUAAAAAAUAUAUAUUGGAUAAUGCAAUUGGGUCGAAUAGUGUAGCUUAUGAUGUUAAGACUUCAAAUCGCAAAAUUAAUAUGAAAUUAUAUCAUUAUUUAGUAGAAAAAUUGAAAUUAACUGAGUUACAAAGUCGUUGGACAAUGGGUUUGAGUAAUGGACAGAUGAGAAGAGCAAGGAUGGCACGUAGUUUAUUAAAAGAGCCAGAUCUACUAUUGAUCGAUGACCCAUUUUUAGGUCUAGAUCCUGUGACAAGUGAUACCAUAUCAAACUUUUUAAGAGACUUAGAUAGCAACAACAACAAUGCAAAUCGUUUCUUCACUUUUACUUCCACAGUAAUAGGUUUAAGAAUUCAGGAUCCGAUUCCUACCUGGUGUACACAUAUUUGUUAUGUCAACCAAGAUGGAGUUGAAUUCCAAGGCCCAAUCAACAAUUUCAAAGGAAAAAUCCAGGAGAUAAAAGAAUUACAUAAUAAACAAUUACUUGAGAAUGAUCGAUCUGUAUCCUUCAGAAAUGGGAUCAGUGCGAAGGACCUUAUUAAAGAUCAUUUUUAUAAGUCUUCAGAUCAUAAAAAAGAUAAUUCAAUUAGAAAUGUUUUUGAAUUGAAAGAUGUUGGGAUAAAAUAUAAAGGGGAGGCAGUUUUUACAGGAAUUAAUUGGAAAGUCGAAUCAGGAAGUAGAUGGCACUUACGCGGAGCGAACGGUACAGGUAAAUCGACACUUUUGGCAUUAAUCAUGGCAGAACAUCCACAAUCCUGGAAUUCAAAAGUUUUAGAUAACGGCAUUCCACGAAAGGUUGGUAAGUCUAACUAUUUUGAUAUAAAUUCUAGAAUUGGAUUCGCAUCACCAGAAUUACACGCUAUCGUUUCAAAGGAUUACGGAGAUAAACUGACUGUCACGGAGUUGAUUGCAACUGGCUUGCAUUAUGGAUCACCAAACAACUUUACCAAUAAUUUGAAUAAGAUAAUUACUAUUGAACGAUCAAGAAUCGAUGCUUUUCUAAAAUACUUUAACCUAUUUGAUAUGAAAGAUAUACAAUUUAAUAAACUAUCCGUGACUAAUCAAAAGUUGGUACUAUUCAUUAGAAGCAUGAUUAGGCUUCCUGAACUUUUACUGUUAGAUGAAGCCUUUUCAGGUAUGGAUGCUGGCAUCAUUAGAAUAUGUCAUUUGUUUUUGAAGAAACAUUGGCCAGGGUCUAUCAUUACUAUAUCUCAUUUACAGCAAGAGACUUUAGAUUGUGAAAAUUACUUACAACUAAUAAAACGUGGCGAAUAUAUCAUCGGCAAAAAUAUAUAG